GGAUGGACCCUCGUGUUUGCAGACACAGCAGGAGCAGCAGCAGCAGCAGCUGCAGGAUCUGCUACAGCUCGCGACAGGAACAGCAGCGAUCGGAGCUGCAGCAGCGGAAGGUGUCGCAGCAGCAGAAGUAACAACAGUGCUGUCAACAUCGGCAGUGAUAGCAGCUGCAGCAGUGACAGCUGCAACAGCAGGUCCAGUACGUGGUAGGAGCUGCAGCAAUUAGAGCAGCAGCAGAAACAGCAAUUGUUGAAACAACAGAAUAAAGGGCUGCAGCGGCAGCUAUAACGGGAAACAGCUGAAGCAACAGCAAGAUACGAAGCAUCAUCAUCAGCAACAACAACAGCAGCAACAACAGCAGCAGCAGCAGUAAGAGGCGUGUGGAGAGGAGUGAUGGUUUCCUCCGAGACACUCUGGAAGGCAGUGGGCAGCUGCGACGCAGAUGCCCCAAAGAGGGCACAAGGAGGCAAGGGCCCUGCCAGAGGCUCCAACUGGGGCCGUCAGGAGCCUUCCAACGAGAGCCACUCUCCCCCUGCGACGCUGACCGAUGCCCUCACAGAUCUGGACGAGGAGGAGCUGCAGGCCGAGUUGACCAGAAGCAAGGCGGAGCUCCCGGCGUCGCCCUUCACCUGGGCCAGGAGUCUCGCCUGCGCGCUCAACAACAGGAUCUCCGUCCCCGAGUCGGAGCCCGCGCUCUUAAAGCACCCGCACGACUACCCGCUCUGCUUGGCGAGCAAACGUCUUCGUAACAUUAUUGAGUCCGUCUUGGUAAAGGCCUCCCUGCUGGAGCUGCAAGGUCUCUUCGAUUUCUGCCUGCACAUGAUUCUUCGAGUGGCGGACAAAGGUGACGGAUCCCAUGGAUACAGAUUAUUCCUGCAGGCCAUCGUCAGGAGGAGCCCAGCCGUGGUGCGAGACAACCUCGACAAGUACCUGGAGUUGGUGAAGAAGCAUCAGAACAAGUCCAGGCGCUGCCUCUGUAUCCUGUGGUCGGUGGGGCAAGUGGGGCACAGCGACCUGGCCUCUGGACUCUUGGUGUGGUUUUCCGUGAUGCUUCCCGUGCUGGGAGUCAAGUCUCUCUCCGCCUACGCCAUCUGCUACCUGGAGCGCCUGCUCGUGCUCCACCCUAAACCCUGCGCCGGCUAUGGGGUGCUGGGCCCGCAGGAGCUGUUCCCCGUCCUCGACUUCGCAUUCAUGCCCAACAACGCGCUGCAGCCACAGCUGCAGAUGCAAUUGCUUGAUCUCUACCCCAAGCUGGUUGUGCUGGCGUACGGCGCGGAGCCAGAGAUGGUCAUGCACACCUACUUCCCCUCCUUCCUCUCGCGCCUCACCGUCUCCUGCCCGCCGAGGCUCAAGAUAGAGCUCCUGCGCAGCCUCACCGAGUGCCUGCGCCGGGACUGGUGCUCGUUUUCUGUCUGGAAGAAGCUCUACACCGCCCACCUGGAGCAGUCCAGCAUUUUGCUGAGACAUCUGUUGGAAAACUGGGGCACUCCUGCAGUUGCCAAGGUUUCGACGGAGCGCCUGCGGCGGACGGCGCAGGACUUUGCGGAGACGAACGCGGAGCUGCUGGCCCGCGGGCGCUGCAUGGACACGGGCGGGUUCGUCGCCUGCACGCACGUCACGGCGGAUCUCCUGGAGAAGCUGCGGCGGCACCGGGCGUCCUCGCGGUGGCCGUGCCGCCUGCUGCUCGUGGCCUCGCUGCUCGUGGCGCUGUGCGCUUGCGACGUGCACGCCCACGGCUCCUACCAGGCCUCGUCCACGGCGCUGCUGCUCCGCAGGGCCAACCUCGACGCGGCGCCGCAGGAGGUGUUGGCGUCGCUCUCUCGCGCCGCCACGCACGCCGGCAGGUGGGCGUGGGAGACGGUGCCCGCGUGCUGCUCACGAGCCGUCGUGGCCGCGGGGCCCAGUGUGCGGUGGGCGCGCGAGGGGGUGGUGACGGCGGCGCUGGGCUCGUGGCGCUGCGUCUCAACCGCCGUGCGGGCGCUGUGUGAUGCCGUGCCGCCCCUUGUCACCUGGGCCACGUCGCACUCCUCGCUCAACGCCUCGACGCACGCCCUGGGCGAGCUCGUCUCCUCCGUGCUCGGCCACGGCGGGCAGCUGCUGGCCCCGGCGCGCGACCUGGCCGCGGCGCUCGCGCACGCCGGCCGCCGCGUCUGGGCCGCCGCCCCGGGGGCCAUCGCCGCCUUCUGCGCCGGCGCUGCAGAGACGUUGAAAUCGGCGCUGCGCGGCUUCUGGCUGUGGCUCGUCGACGUCGUCCCCCGCCGCUGGGACGAAGCCCGGAGGCGCUCGGCGGAGGCGUGGUUCGACGCGCGCCGCAGACUGCUCCCCGACGGGUUUCCCGAAUCGCCGGCCGCCGGGGCGGUCGCGGCGGCGGCGCGCGGGUUCGUGACGGAGGCCGUCCCCUCGGCCGCGGCCCGGCUGAUGUCGUGGCUGAGCGGCGCCAUCCUGACGGCGCUCGGCGACGUGUCCACGUGGAUCGAGUGCCGCGUGGAGGAGAGGAGCCUCAACGUGUCGCGCUGGCUGGCGGAGGAUCUCCCCGAGGCCUCGACCACCGUCUGGGCCUGGAUCUCCGGAGUUCUCCAGGGCGACUUGUCGCGCUGCAUCCAAGAUUGCAUCCUUGCUCUCCUGCGCCUGAGCUGGGCCUGCCUCAGAGUCGCCGCCCACGUGGUCGGCAACGUGGCCGGCUUGCUCCGCUGAUCGCGAUCGGAGGUGGGCGUGGGGGGCCCUUGGCUCCGCGUGGAGCACACGAUACGUUUCGAAGACGCCUGGAGUCCGACGUCGCUCCACCAGCUCAGCUCCGCUCAUCGCGGCCGAUUGUGAACGCUGACUGCUUCAGAGGGUCCAGCGGGUCUCAUUACCAGAUGCCACAGGUGCAACCUUACCAGCUCUCUAUCUCUCUCUCUCUCUCCGCUCGGCCACUUGCCCACGUCUUAACGUCCUGCUGCAUACCACGUCGGCACCACUGGGUUGUGGUGUCAUUGCCGCGUUUGGGACCAGACACGCCGUGUCUUGGUGGGCAGAUUUCGUACAUAGUUACAUCGAUCGGUAUUUAAGUUGAUAUUGAUGGGUUAAUACGCUGUGGGGCUACGUUGUGGGCAGCAGAGAGCAGUGCAGCAAAAUCUAUUGUUGUAUUGUACUGUGCUCCAACGUCUAUGCUCCCCGCCUUCACCAACCUACACCGACCAGCAUGGUGAAGUAUACUCAAAUAACCCCCAUGACCCGCAUGGUAUGGGGGAGGCCCUCAUCCAGCAGUGGAUUGACAGGGUAUCUACAUGUACACAUACUCUAUGGGCCAAACAAGUCAUGUGAGUGGCAGCUGAGUCUGGGGCCAGCGGUUACCCUCUGCGAUGGGUCCUUCUCGGUGUUGUUUCCUACGCUGUGACGUGACCUACCCACGUGCGAUGGAGCCACACACAAUCCCUAAAUAGCUGGCCAGACCAGUACACCAACUGAGCAAUAACUAAGUGAAAUGGUCCAUUCCAACUCCUGAUGUUCAAGUCAGUACACACACAAACACGCGUGUCGAUUUGUACAACCUUCGUAUUAAGAAAUACACAGUAUUUAUUGUUAAGUCUUUUUCACCCAGUUUAUUCCAAGUGUGCUAUUGGCAUCUUGUCAUACGAUGAAGAGUCUGUCUUCGAAAUCUCUUAAAGCAGUGCAUUCUUUUUGUCGGAGAAGACCUGCGGAAGAGAUUUGCAGAUGACUGUUCCCGAAGAUGUUUUAAGUGGCCAAGAAACGCGGUAUUUUCUAAACUUAUUAUUCAAGGAUGUUGCCUAUUUUUUUACAAUGGCUUUCUUUCUAUGUGGAUAAAUUGAUGCUUCCUACAGGAAACAUAAUUACUCAGGCCAACAAUACGAGUUACUUUAGAGGUGCAACUUAAAAUGACGCUACACUACUCUUAAGUUCAGUUUGCAUUUAUAUAUCAGCCUCCGAAUGCCGGUGUGUGAAUGAAUGAAUGGUUGGUUACAUUGCCACGUCCUAGCCCCUGGACCUCAACCGUGCAGGAUCAGUGUGGUGUCAGUGUCGCCUUGUCAAACUUGAAUGGGGGGAACCCCUUUUCCAAAUGCAAGGAUCUUAUUCCCACCAGUGUGAUGUCCCUUUGAUGAUGUGAGUUCCAGAAAUCGAGGGUGUCGAUGAAGAGUUUAUAGAAAUAUCGUAGCUAUACUAUUAACCUAUAGAUGUAUACGCACGGAGACUAUAGAAAAUCGAGAGUAUAUAUGAUAAAGUGUUUGAUCAGUGUUUCUGCGUGGCUGAAAACUGUGUCAGCAUUUCGGCGUUGCGAUGUUACGUCCCGUUUGCACGGUGACGCAGGAUAGCACUAAUGUUUAAUGAUGUGAUUUAUAAUGAGAGUCCAUUGAUGAUUUAAGUAUGAAUUUAAAGUUAAUGUUGGACAUAAGCCCUUAAUUGUGUUUGUUAAGUUAACUGUCAGCGAUAUAUAUGCUAUUUCCCUCCAACCCUCCAAUAAGCAGAUAAACUCCCACAAUAUUAUACCGCAGAAGUUACAAGAUCCGUACCUACCAGAGAGUCACGUUGCUCCGGCGCGUUUUGGCCAAGUAACAUUUUGCCGACGUCAAAAUAAUUCCGUGGCUGUUUCUAUUAUCAAAAAGUCCACCCCCCCCCCCCUCGCUCAUCUCCUGUUUGGAACCCCGGGCCAGUGUUUGGAAAUUCCACAUUCCUAUAACGGGGACGAAUGUACCAUUGGACAACCACUGUUGACUUCUGCACAAAUUGGUACUCGUUUUAAUGGCCCCCAGAUGGAUGAUUGGCCGAGUCAACUCCCAUCCAGGAGUUGAACUCGCAACCUUCCAAUUGCGAGCCACUCGCUUCCACCACCGAGCCACAAUUAGAUGACAUUGUGCACUUGUGAACGCGUCACAACGAGUUGCGGCGACAGUAUGAACUCGGUUGGGUUCGACAGCUGUUUUCCAGAUUUAAUUGCAAUUGAUAUCCCUUUGCUUCGCCAAUACGCAUUGCAUAAGUCUUCCGAGUUCACUCCCGCGGAGUCUUAAGCCUGUGCAGUAAUCGAUCGCUCAAAGGCCACGGCAUUUCCAGUCCGAUGACAGCCGAAACAAAGUUCGUGGCAUUGCGGCGGGAGCGGCGUUCCAAGGCGCUUGUGCCGCUACGCCGAACGUGGCGUCCUGACAGGGUGGCGGGGCGCCACGGUGGCUCGGAGAUGUUAACUACCUCGCCUGGUAUACAGGAGGCCGUGGGUGCGAUCCUCACCCUGACGUCGGUUUAUUUGGAGUUUGCGGUGUCUCUCUCUCCCCAUGGCCUCGUGGAUUUUUUCUCCGGGUCCUCUGGUUUUUCCCCGUGCAUUUAGAAUCACCAUGCAUUUCAGAGUGUUUGGUUGAUGGAAAUUUCACGUCAUAAGCCACUUUGUUUAGCUAUCAUUUGUGGCCAGGUCACUUAUUAAAAAGAGCUCCAUAGCUUAGCGGGCCUUACCCAGUGUGGUGGUGUAAAGUGUUCGUUACUUUCACCUCUUCCAAGAUGUCUGACCAGCGUGGAAGAGUAGGUCCAAGAUUAUAUCCUCUUGAGGGGCCUCUCUAGGGCUCUGUCUGGUGGAGUCCCACCGCCAGUGGCGUGAGCGGGCUAUUGCAGGGCUGCACCUUUACCUGACUGCACUGGCACUGGGUGCAGCACAACGAGGAUUGCCCGCGAGGGUUCGGCACUCGGGAAUGUGGCGUUAUGGUUACUCGUGUCUCAGUGCAGAUUAUUUAUUGAGAGUGAUAUUCUGCAGCUCUUCGGAUGCCGCGAGUCAGCCCGCGUGUGGAUUCUUUGCAGUAACUUGGGCCUGGUGAACUUCAUCGUUGCCGAGGGCCACGUAGGACUGCUCGCAAACACCUUUGGUGGGCCACACAUUAACACACACGGGUUGCAAACAUCCAACUCUAUUUCCCUAUUUAGUACGGACAAGAUGCUUCCAGCGAUGGAUAAAUGUCCACUGCAGGCAGCUUUCGAAGUGGUAGGCCUCGUGUGUGUGUGUGUGUGCUGGCUGUGUAUGAAAUGAGGUCACGUGCCUUUUCUGCCCUGCCGGUUUCUCAGUUCCCUACCACCGCUGGUUUAGGAGGUUUAAACACCGGGGAAACGUUGUGACGUGUGGGCCACGGUAAGUGGCUCGUAGCAGAACGUUUUUAUUUUGUCUUAUCGGGCAGCGCACACCUCACCGCACCACCCCCAGAGCUCUUUGCGAGUCUGCAGCUCGUCUGUGCCGCACACCGGCCGGUGAGUUUACUUGGUCCUCAAUUCGUCGUCCAUUCGGCCUGAGCGCGCGCGACGAUCGCACGGAACGUCCAGUCGUGGGCUGGGUUUCCGUGGUUCAUUGUUAUUGUCAAACCGUACGGCUCUGUUUCAUUGAAGAGCUGCAGAUGUUGCAUGCGGUGAGUGACACUUCUUUAGAGGACCUUGGUCGGCCACUCGAUGGUCUUAAAUGUGGCUCCUUACACUUCGUGUUUUUAAUUUGCAACAUCACUGUCGUGAAGUUAUUGGACGUUACGUAUGUGGGUGUUGUGUGUGUCUGUGUGUAUUUCUGUGGGGCGUGAUAGCGUAGCGGUUAGCGCGCCGCACUACGAUCUCGGCGACUCGAGUUCGAUUUAUGCUCACGGCCAACGCCAGGUGACGAUUAUCUGAAUCGGUCAUGGGCCUUCUCAGGACACUGUAAUUGUUUACUCUGUAGCAAAUGUAUCAAGUAAUAAACACCAGCAUUUAUUACGAUGUAUUUUCCUUCCCUUUGCAACCCGACACACCUUGCACUGGACCAGUCUGUUACUGAUUCACCGUCACGUCGAGUUGGUGUUUCUAAAUCGUCUCAAUCCUUUUGUAAAUCACGUGACUGCUGUGUGGCCACCCCCACUCUGGACCCCUCCCCUCACCCGGCCCACUGAGAACAGACUCCCCUCCGUGCAGCAGCAGCAGCAGCAUCGAGUCCCAGAUGCAGCCUCUCCCUCCCCAUCAUCAUCUCUCCCGACCCUUGGCUGCCGUUUCUCCACUCCUUUCCCCCCUAUUUCCCAUUCUUUCUCUUCUCUCUUCCCUUUGCUGUUCCUUUUAUAAUUCCCCAUGCAUUGUAUCCUUGACUCGACAACCCCUUCCCGUGGGGUGCAGUCACGGGUACAAGACUCGAUCAUUCCAACGGCCGCCCUCGAGGUUCCACGUCCGAACGAUCAGUUGCUCGACCGAAUCGCUCUCGAACUCGCGCAACGCGGCCAUCGCCUGCCGACACGCGACCAAGUUGCACGCAACCGAUGGCGCGUGUGUCGACUCGGAUUUGCAGACUGGUUGUAAAAACGACUUCUGGAAGAGAACCCCCCGCACAUUCCCUGUGUGUUGUUAUUUUUACGAUUGUGUUUGAGUUUGUUUACGUGCAACUAUUUUCAUUUCACGUGAAUAAAACCUAAACUCGUGCCUUAUAAUUUACCGUGUAGAAUAGUUGUUAACCAGAGUCCAAAAAAGGAAAAUGCUAUUCAAAUUCAGUUUGCCUCGGUGUUUUUGGAGUAAACCACAUUUUUGCCGUGACGCAUUUUAACCUCGGAAUGUUUUGGUGUAUGCUUGCGAUGAUGCACAAAUGCUCCUUUUCCACUGGCACACCCGAGCCGUGCCAGCGCGGGUGCUUUCCUCGGGCCUCGCUGGACUUCUGUAAUCUGGCUCGGGGCCAAACAGGGCCAGGGGCGGGGAUAAUGACGCGGUCAUUGUUCGUGAUGUCAAUCAAUACGCUGAAGACACAGCGGCACCUCGUCAUCUGUUCACGCCUUCGACUCGUUCAUCCCCGGUGUGACGUCAGUGGCAUGGCUCUGCUUCUGCAGUGGAAAAACGACCCGGUGCCUCCGAGUCGCGCUAGGCUGGCUUGGCACGGCCCGAGAGCGGCUCGGUUGUGCAGUGGAAAAGAGGAUAAAGGGUUUACUGGGUUGUGGAAUCACUUUAUCCCUGGUUACACAUGUGAAAAGUUGGUGAAAGUCACCCUUCCAAAUAUAUGUAGGCCUCCUGGGAUCACCUGUUCACCCUUUAAAAUCCACUUUUAUUCUGUUUGUGCACUUGUCUAGUGACCUUAAUGUGGAUUUUAAAAUACCUUUUUUCAAUAAA
Lethenteron reissneri (Far Eastern brook lamprey) is the source of this 8067-nucleotide messenger RNA. RefSeq names its product transmembrane protein 214-like. The record is from RefSeq and is a predicted model, not a curated record. NCBI's taxonomy places the organism in Eukaryota, Metazoa, Chordata, Hyperoartia, Petromyzontiformes, Petromyzontidae. Gene Ontology annotation, cellular component: endoplasmic reticulum; Golgi apparatus.